CUGCCAACAGCUGAGGUCUUACAAAGGGUUGAUGUUUGGUCCUGUUUAGUGCUUCAGCCAUGGGGCUGGGUUGUGGGGUGCUGGUGGGGUCGCUAAUCUUGGUGAUGUGGGGGGGUUGCCUUGGGCAAGGUGACUUCUGGAGAGCUGGCUCCACAGCCUUGCAGUAUCAGUAUAACUGUGGAGAGCAUGGCAUGCAGCUGCUUGUGUUUCCUCGCCAGAACCGGGAUGUCCGCUUUAAAGUUGUGGAUGAAUUUGGGACAACCUUUGAAGUUUCAAAUUGCUCCAUUUGCCGUCACUGGAUCACAUCAAACAAUGGAUCGGUUACUUUCUCCGCUGGUUAUAACGGCUGCCAUGUGGUAAAGAAGGAUGGCAGGAACCACUUAAAGGUCCGUCUGGAGGAACUAACAAGAAACAGAGUAGCUGCUGCCCAUGACAUCAACUUGACGUGUCCCAAGCUACAAGAAUAUGUACCAGAGAUCAACAUGCGCCUUGGGCCUCUACCCCAGCCUGAGCCUGGCCAAGUACACCCCAAUCCCCAACCUGAUCUAACAAACCUAGAAUCUCAGGCUCGGCCUGUGCCCAAUAUAAUGAACACACCACCUCAGCAACGGCCCUUGCCUGGCCUAGUGCACCCAGAGGGUCAAAUCCAUCCUGUGCCUGGCAUAGUGUACCCAGAAGUUCAGCCGAGGCCUGGCCUGGUGCAACCAGAUGUUCAGUCUCAGCCCAGACCUGGCCUAGUGCACCCAGAAUUUCACCCGCAACCUGUUCCUGGCUUAGUGCACUCACAAAUUGAGCCUCAGCCAAGACCUGGCCUAAUACACCCAGAAGUUGUGCCACAGCCUGGCUUAGUGCGCCCAGAGGUUCAGCCUCAACCCAGACCGGGCCUAGUGCACCCAGAGGUUCAGCCUCAGCCCAGGCCUGGUUUAAUACACCCAGAAGUUCGGCCUCAGCCCAGACCAGGCCUAGGGCAACCGGCGGUUCGGCCUCAGCCCAGGCCUGGUCUAGUGCACCCAGAAGUUCAACAGCUAAGACCUGGCCUAGUGCACCCAGAAGUUCAGCCACAACCCGUUCCAGGCCUGGUGCACCCAGAAGUUCAGCCUCAACCCAGGCCCGGUUUCGUGUACCCAGAAGUUCAGCCCCAGCCUAGACCUGGCCUAGUGCCCCCAGAAGUUCAGCCCCAACCUAGGCCUGGCCUGAGACGCCCACAAGUUCAGCCCCAGCCUGGCUUAGUGCACUCACAAGUUCAGCCCCAGCCCAGGCCUGGUUUAGUGCGCCCAGAUGUUCACCUGCAACCUGUUCCUGGCUUAGUGCAACCACAAAUUCAGCCUCAACCAAGACCUGGUCUAGUACGCCCAGAAGUUCAGCCUCAGCCUGGCUUAGUGCGCCCAGAGGUUCAGUCCCAGCCCAGACCUGGCCUAGUGCGCCCAGAGGUUCAGACUGAGUCCAGACCAGGCCUAGUGCACCCACAAGUUCAGCCCCAGCCUGGCUUAGUGCACCCACAAGUUCAGCCCCAGCCCAGGCCUGGUUUAGUGCGCCCAGAUGUUCACCUGCAACCUGUUCCUGGCUUAGUGCAACCACAAAUUCAGCCUCAACCAAGACCUGGUCUAGUACGCCCAGAAGUUCAGCCUCAGCCUGGCUUAGUGCGCCCAGAGGUUCAGUCCCAGCCCAGACCUGGCCUAGUGCACCCAGAGGUUCAGCCUGAGUCCAGACCAGGCCUAGUGCACCCACAAGUUCAGCCCCAGCCUGGCUUAGUGCACCCACAAGUUCAGCCCCAGCCCAGGCCUGGUUUAGUGCGCCCAGAUGUUCACCUGCAACCUGUUCCUGGCUUAGUGCAACCACAAAUUCAGCCUCAACCAAGACCUGGUCUAGUACGCCCAGAAGUUCAGCCUCAGCCUGGCUUAGUGCGCCCAGAGGUUCAGCCUGAGUCCAGACCAGGCUUAGUGCGCCCGGAAGUUCGGCCUCAGCCCAGACCUGAUCUAGUGCACCCGGAGGUUCGGCCUCAACCCAGACCUGGUCUAGUGCACCCGGAGGUUCGGCCUCAACCCAGGCCUGGUCUAGUGCACCCGGAGGUUCAGCCUCAACCCAGACCUGGCCUAGUGAGCCCAGAAGUUCAGCCACAACCCGUGCCGGGCCUAGUACGCCCAGAGGUUCAGCCUCAGCCCAGGCCUGGUCUAUUGUACCCAGAAGUUCAGCCUCAGCCCAGGCCUGGCUUAGUGCAUGCAGAACUUCACCCACAACCCGUGCCUGGCCUAGUACGCCCACAAGUUCAGCCUCAGCCGAGACCUGGCCUAGUACGCCCACAAGUUCAGCCUCAGCCUGGCUUAGUGUGGCCAGAAAUUCAGCCACAACCUGUGCCUAGCUUAGUGCGUCCUCAAGUUCAGCCUCAGCCAAGACCUGGCCUAGUUCGCCCAGAUGUUCAGCCUGGCUUAGUGCGCCCACAAGUUCAGCCUCAGCCUGGCUUAGUGCAUGCAGAACUUCACCCGCAACCCGUGCCUGGCCUAGUGCGCCCGCAAGUUCAGCCUCAGCCGAGACCUGGCCUUGUACACCCACAAGUUCAGCCUCAGCCUGGCUUAGUGUGGCCAGAAAUUCAGCCACAACCUGUGCCUGGCUUAGUGCGUCCUCAAGUUCAGCCUCAGCCAAGCCCUGGCCUAGUUCGCCCAGAUGUUCAGCCUGGCUUAGUGCAUACAGAACUAGGCCCGCAACCUGUGCCUGGCCUAGUGCGCCCGCAAGUUCAGCCUCAGCCAAGACCUGGCCUAGGACUUCCAGAAGUUCAGCCUGGCUUGGUGUGGCCAGAAAUUCAGCCACAACCUGUGCCUGGCCUAAUGCACCCUCAAGUUCAGCCUCAGCCAAGACCUGGUCUAGUUCACCCAGAUGUUCAGCCUGGCUUUCUGCGGCCAGAAGUUCAGCCUCAGUCAAGACCUAGCCAAGUUCGCCCAGCAGUUCAGCCUCAGCCUGGUUUAGUACGCCCAGAGGCUCGGCCCCAGCCCUGGCCCAUGCCUGACCAAGUGCACCCAGAUGUUCAGACUGGUAUGCUGUCUGUACAUAGUAUAGGUUCCUCACUAACCCUGGAGCAAUGCAAAGUUUCUUCUGGAAGGAUUCCCUGUGCAGAUGCUCAGGGACCAGCAGCUUGCUACCAGACUGGAUGCUGUUAUGAUGGCCAGGAUCGAACAACGCCAUGUUAUUAUGGGAACACAGUCACUGUUCAAUGUCUUCGAAAUGGCCACUUCAUCUUGGUUGUCUCCAGGGACAUGUUGGACUACCCCAUCAUCCUGGACAGUGUCAGGCUCUCCUAUGCCCAAGCUGGAUGUGACCCUGUCAGGAAAACAGAGUCCUUCCUGGUCUUCCGCUUCCCCCUCACACAGUGUGGCACAACCAUUCAGGUGGCUGGUGGUAGACUGAUAUAUGAAAACCAGCUGGUUUCUGGCAUUGACAUUUUAAGCGGACCAGAUGGUUCUAUCACACGAGACAGCACUUUCAUCCUCAAUGCUCGCUGUAUCUACAAUGCCACUGACUUCCUGCCUGUCCAGGUUGAAGUCUUCCCACUUCCCUCUCCAGCCCCAGUUUUGCAGGUGGGACCCCUCCGACUGGAGUUGCGCAUUGCUACAGACUCGAGUUACACAUUCUACUAUUCGGACACAGACUACCCUGUCCUGAAAGUGCUGAGGGAGCCUGUGCAUGUGGAGGUCCGCCUCCUGCAGAGGAUGGACCCAUCCCUUGUCCUGGUUCUGCAUGAGUGCUGGGCUACCCCCAGCACUAAUCCCCUGGAGCAGCUGCAGUGGCCAAUCCUGGUGGAUGGGUGCCCAUUUGAAGGAGACAAUUACAAAACCCAGCUGGUGCCCAUGGGGCCUGCCACAUCCGCCCUGCCCUUUCCAACCCACUACCAGCGCUUCAUCAUUUCCACGUUCACAUUUGUAGAUUCUUCCUCCUAUUUGGUGCUUGAUGGAUUGGUGUAUCUCUUUUGCAGUGUGUCUGUCUGCCACCCCUCACGGCUAGAACCUUGCAGGGUCCCAUGCCAAAUGCCAGUGGCUUCAAGACACCGUCGGUUUUUGGAGAUGAGCAAUGGGACUGAAUCCUUGGACUUAGUAAGCACUUACGGAGCUGUGAUCUUUCAAGAGAGCAACCACUCUUAUGAACCAGAAGUCAAACAGGACAAAAGCACAAUCUCAAGUGAAGGCUUGACCUGGACACUUUUGGUGGCAUUACCCUUGGUGGGUAUUAUCUUAUUUGUUACUGCAUUGGUGCUCUGGAAGAAGAAAAGCAGGGCAACAAAGUUAUAAUACUGUUGGAAGAAAAUGGAAAAAUAAAGUAACAAAAUGAAA
Molecule: messenger RNA, 4319 nt
Organism: Anolis carolinensis (green anole)
Lineage: Eukaryota; Metazoa; Chordata; Lepidosauria; Squamata; Anolidae
Gene: zp1
Product: zona pellucida glycoprotein 1
Exons: 12
Coding region: 60-4277 (1405 amino acids)
Biological process (GO): binding of sperm to zona pellucida; prevention of polyspermy
Cellular component (GO): egg coat
Molecular function (GO): structural constituent of egg coat; acrosin binding
Source: RefSeq, a predicted model, not a curated record